This is a messenger RNA of Drosophila takahashii, 2103 nucleotides long. Its product is annotated as neprilysin-4-like. The record is from RefSeq and is a predicted model, not a curated record. Gene Ontology annotation, molecular function: metalloendopeptidase activity. Gene Ontology annotation, biological process: protein processing. Lineage: Eukaryota; Metazoa; Arthropoda; Insecta; Diptera; Drosophilidae. Gene Ontology annotation, cellular component: plasma membrane.
AUGACAGUGACGUCACUGCACAGCAUAAUGCGCUUAUUUUUUAUUUUCCUAAUAGGCCACGUGCCUAGUUUCCUGGCUUGGGCGAACCCCACCAGCGAGGAUGAUCUCAGCCAGGACACCCCCUACAUGAAGGAACUCCUCCGAGAGGCCAAGGUUGCCGAGAUUGAGAGCUUCAUGGACCAAAAGGUCGAUCCGUGCAGCGAUUUCUAUUCAUUUUCCUGCGGCAACUAUGCCAAAAUUAACUCAGCUUCUAAUUUGGGCGUACUUUCGACUGGAGUAUUCGAGACUCUGACCAAGGGCCUCAACCGGAAGAUCCUAAAAAUGCUCAAUAAGGCGCAUGAUAUUCAUGACACUCCGGAGGAUAUUCAGGUGAAGCAGUUCUACGAAUCCUGCUUUCGCAUCAAGGAGCUCAACUACCCCGAAAAGCUAAAGAAACUUAUUGCGGAGUUUGGAUCGAUGCCUUUGCUCGAGGGAUCCUCCUGGAAGGAGGAGGAUUUCGACUGGCUAAAAACUACUGCACGCAUCGCCCACCAAUACGGAAUAAUGCCCAUAAUUGGUGCAGAAGUGUUCAAAGACAUCGCUAGCAACCAAAGGAACCGAGUCUACAUAGGACAGCAGAACUUCCCCCUUGAGUCACGAUCCAUGUAUCUGGACAACAAAACACUCACCUACCGCGAGGGGUACUUAAGUGUUAUCCAAAGGCAUCUACAGCAAGCUUUGGCCGUAGACACAGAUUUGGCAACAAAAACGGCUAAGGAGCUGCUCGACUUUGAGGUGGACCUUGCCCACGGAUUGCAGGACGAGAGCGCAGGCUUAGGAAUCAGCGAAAUGUCCGAACUACUAACGGUCCCCGAAAUGCAGAAACGGUAUUCCCCUAUUUUGGACAUCGAUCAAUGGUUAUUUAUAAUUUUGGGAGAGAGAGUCUCUGACGAAAUCUACGAGUACAACAAACCCUAUCAGCAAAAUCUGGUCGAAGUCAUCAAGAGAACGCCCAAAAGCACUGUAGCAAACUAUAUAUUUUUCCGCCUUAUCUAUGAAUUUGUUGAACUGCCAUCCGCCAAGCCGAGAAAACCACAACAGGUCUGUGUGGAUCUCACCAAGAAGUUCUUUGCCAAGAACCUGGACAACAUGUUCUAUCGCCGUUAUAACAACGAGAAAUCCUCUAGUGAAAUCGACAAGAUGUGGCUUCAACUGAAGGCCACCUUUAAUGAGACUCUUCGCUCCAGUUCGGCAUUAGAUUGGAUUGAGCCACCCACUCGGAAACUGGCCAUUGCCAAGCUAGAAGCCAUGACCCUGCAGAUUAACAACUACGUCUGGGAAAACCUAACCGAGGAGUUUGUUGAUCUCAGUCUUCAGAGCUCCGAUUAUGUGGAGAAUGUGCGACAGAUUAAAAUGGUGGGUGCAAAGCUUAUGCGACAAAAUCUUCACAAGCCGCCAAAGCCAGUGGAUUUGGGACUCCAACUUAGUUACACCGCUGCGAACAUCCUGAUAGAGAACACCAUCAAGGUUCCGGUUGCCCUGCUCCAGCCCUUCUACCUUUGGUCCGAAGUAUAUCCAAAUGCGGUCAUGUUCGGCUCCUUGGCGUAUCUUAUUGGACAUGAGUUGAUCCACGGGUUCGACGACAGCGGCAGGAAGUUCGAUGCCAAGGGAAACUCAAAGGAUUGGUGGGACGAGGGGUCCAGCGGGAAUUUCCUGAAACGCAGAGAGUGUUUCACUAAGCAGUAUGGCAGGUAUGUUUACGACGGGAUUCAGCUGAAGGAAUCCACUGCUCAGGCGGAGAAUAUUGCUGAUAACGGGGGAUUGCGAUUGGCCUACACCGCCUACCGGAAGUGGUUCGAUUCCCAACCGCCCAGCGAUCUGAUAAGGGAGACCCUUCCCAACUUUCCAUACACUGCCAAACAGCUUUUCUUCAUCAGUUUUGCUCAGAUCUGGUGCAACGAUGUACAACCGAAACUAAAGGCCCUUCAAGUAUCAACCGACCAACAUAUGCCAGGAAAGUUCCGAGUCAUAGGAUCUCUAGCGAACUUUGAUGAGUUCUCUAAUGAGUUCAACUGUCCAGCCGGAUCGAUCAUGAAUCCUAGAGAGAAGUGCAUAGUCUACUAG